This is a messenger RNA of Oncorhynchus keta (chum salmon), 4579 nucleotides long. RefSeq names its product serine/threonine-protein kinase tousled-like 1-B. Gene Ontology annotation, cellular component: nucleus. The record is from RefSeq and is a predicted model, not a curated record. Gene Ontology annotation, biological process: intracellular signal transduction; peptidyl-serine phosphorylation; chromosome segregation. The coding region runs from base 274 to 2574 and encodes 766 amino acids. The transcript is spliced from 22 exons. Gene Ontology annotation, molecular function: ATP binding; protein serine/threonine kinase activity. NCBI's taxonomy places the organism in Eukaryota, Metazoa, Chordata, Actinopteri, Salmoniformes, Salmonidae.
CUCGCGAUAGCCUAUUCCAGGAUUGGAGCGCUGUUCGCGAACUGAUGCUGACAGCCGCUCGAUCGAUGCAAAGGUUACAUUUUGUCCUAGCAUGCUACUUCAAGACGCAUACGCACUGCAGAGCUUGCUGAAAUAUAAGUGUUUACAAAAAAUGGUAAAAAUUAGAUUGAUUUCCGUGGCUAUGUAGCAGUUGCCUGAUGGUGGAUGCACUUUUGGGAUUUCGGAUUUGCACGGACGCCCGUGUGUCUGCUCUCUCACUAGUAAAGUGGCUUCAUGAGUGUCCAAAGUAACAGUGGAAGUGGUGGUGGAAGUUUGGAGGCGACGCCAUCUUGGUCGCAGCUAUCCUCGUCCCUAACGAUUUCUCAACAACACAUAACGGCCACCACCAAGACCAAGGAAGGCCCCAUGGAGGAGCUGCACAGCCUGGACCCUCGCAGGCAGGAGCUUCUGGAGGCCAGGUUCAUGGGUGCGGUCAGCGGCAACACCGUAGGAAGCAGCGCCAGCGGCGGGGCCAAGGGUCUGGCCAACGAGUGCUCCAACCACAGCUAUGGCAGUCUCGGCUCUUCCAGCGACAAAGAGUCAGAGAACUCUGAUAUGAAGAGGGGGAGUUCUCCUGCAUAUUCUACCCCUGAGAAGAAGCACUCUGAGUCGCCCAGAGGAAGGAAGAGGAAAGCUGACAUCCAAUCGGAGAACAGCCAGGGGAAGACUUCCACACGGGGGCCCAAGAUCAGUGACUACUUUGAUUUCCAGGGGGGGAGUGGCUCCAGUCCGGUGAGGGCUUUACCCCAGUUCCUCCGCUCACCACAGAACUCCCACCAAGGUGCUCACUCUGCACCUGGCUCUAACAUCAGACAAAACAGCUCCUCUCCUACCAGUCUGUGUUUCGGAGAUCACCUGAUGAACCACAAAGCCUCCUCCAGCAAGUGUGUUCAGACAGAGUUGACAGGUCUGAAACUGGCUGCUCUGGAGAGCAACAAGAGUCUGGACCUGGAGAAGAAAGAGGGACGCAUAGAUGACCUGCUUAGGGCCAACUGUGACCUGAGGAGACAGAUUGAUGAACAGCAGAAACUCCUGGAGAAAUACAAGGAGAGACUGAACAAAUGCAUCACAAUGAGCAAGAAACUACUCAUAGAGAAGAGCACCCAGGAGAAGCAGUCGUGCAGAGAGAAGAGCAUGCAGGACCGUCUCAGACUGGGUCACUUCACCACUGUACGACAUGGAGCCUCCUACACUGAACAGUGGACCGACGGAUACGCAUUCCAGAACCUUGUCAAGCAGCAGGAGGGUAUCAACCAGCAGAGAGAGGAGAUCGAGCGUCAGAGGAAGCUGCUAGCCAAAAGGAAGCCUCCCAACCCCUCCUCCUCCCCCUCCCUCUCCUUAGGAACCACCUCCGAACCCAAACAGCGCAAAGCCAAGGUUGUAAACGGCAAUGACCCCGACCCCUUCCUCAAACCCUCCCUGCCUCAGAUGUUGACUCUGGCUGAGUAUCAUGAGCAGGAGGAGAUCUUCAAGCUUCGCCUGGGACACCUGAAGAAGGAGGAGGCUGAGAUCCAGGCAGAGCUGGAGAGGUUGGAGAGGGUGAGGAACCUCCACAUCCGAGAGCUGAAGAGGAUCAACAAUGAGGACAGCUCAUCGUUUAAAGACCACCCCACUCUGAAUGAGAGGUACCUGCUGCUGUAUCUGCUAGGCAGAGGAGGCUUCAGUGAAGUCUAUAAGGCCUUUGACCUGUUUGAGCAGCGCUACGCAGCCGUUAAAAUCCACCAACUCAACAAGAACUGGAGAGAGGAGAAGAAGGAGAACUACCACAAGCAUGCCUGUAGAGAAUACCGGAUACACAAACAGCUGGACCAUCCCAGAAUAGUCAAACUCUACGACUACUUCUCCCUGGAUACAGACACGUUCUGUACGGUUCUAGAGUUCUGUGAGGGGAACGACUUGGACUUCUAUCUGAAACAGAACAAGCUGAUGUCAGAGAAGGAGGCGCGGUCUAUCGUCAUGCAGAUAGUCAAUGCCCUGCGAUACCUCAAUGAGAUCAAACCCCCCAUCAUACACUACGACCUCAAACCAGGUAAUAUCUUGCUGGUGGAUGGGACUGCAUGUGGAGAGAUAAAGAUCACAGACUUUGGGCUGUCUAAGAUCAUGGAUGAUGACAACUAUGGUGUGGACGGCAUGGACCUCACCUCACAGGGAGCUGGCACAUACUGGUACCUUCCCCCAGAGUGUUUUGUAGUAGGCAAGGAGCCUCCUAAGAUCUCUAACAAAGUGGACGUCUGGUCGGUCGGGGUCAUCUUCUUCCAGUGCCUCUAUGGACGGAAGCCAUUUGGCCAUAACCAGUCUCAGCAGGACAUCCUUCAGGAGAACACCAUCCUCAAAGCCACCGAGGUCCAGUUCCCUGCCAAGCCCCAGGCCAGCACAGAGGCCAAGGCGUUUAUCCGGCGCUGUCUGGCCUACCGUAAGGAGGCUCGUUUCGACGUUCACCAGCUGGGCACUGACACGUACCUCCUCCCUCACAUGAGACGCACCAACUCCUCAGGCUCCCUUCAGCCCGCCUCCUCCUCAAUCUCCUCCUACUGAAUGGCUGAUGGACAUGACUGACAGACCCACCGGUCAAUCCUAUAGCAGAACUGAUCCUAAUAUGGGAAAUGGAGUGGUGUUGGGUAUUCAGAAUCCCCCAGCCGCAGUGAAAGAGACGUGAAUUUGUUUGGCUGAAUAGAAUGGAAGAUACGUGAGAUGGGGAAAGAGAAAGACAGAGUGGAGGUGGAGACACUGCUAAUGUUUCCAAGUAGCUUUGCCGAAACGUUGCACUGUGUUCUGAUCCUGAAGGUAUACCUGCUUUACAGAGAGAGAGAGAGAGGAAGGAAGAGAAUCUCUACCCCUUGUGCAUGCCAUUGGACAUGCUGUGUCUGUUGCCAUGGGGACUUAAGUGGGGCUAGGCCACACCCCUUGCUAAUGUUGAACUGGGCUCUUAUUGGUGGAGAGGUAAACUGUAAACAAAAAGCAACACGUUUAGUUGUUUAUUAUUUAUCAGAAGUCCAUUCCUAAAUAGUCCACUAGCUUCUACUAUAGAAGGCACUUCCUGUAGAUCUGAAGGGAUUGGAUAGGCAUUAAACUAUCUCCACCUUGUGCCUGGAUAGGCCAAGUGGAAUGUUCUCCAUAUUGCUUAGACCUCUGCAGUCAGUUCAGAUCUACACCAGUAUGUUGGUGCUAGAGGUCGAUUUCGGAUGUGGCCAGAAUAGAUCAGUUGGUUUGCCAGACUCACAGUAAACCUUGGACUAAAUUGCACUUAUAAUCAAGAUGAUUUGGUUUCAUGGACAUGACUUCUUGAAAUAGUCCUGGACUAAGGCUACGUUUCAGUCCCAGACUGUCGGACAGAAGCUCAUAUUUAAUAUGUUCAUAAAGUCACGUUUUUAGAUCUUGAAUCAAGAAUGAAAUCUACUCCUGGAUUAAUAUAAUCUGGCUGUGUGAAAGAAGUUGGUUUUAGGCAGUUUAGGUCCUCCGUGGAUCCAUCCCUCUACAAUGUGCUGAGUGCUAGGCCUGUUCAGGCAAUGACGUCUGUUUAGCAGAACACAAUGAAACCAUAUAAGGAUCAGCUUUAUUGUAAAGAUUAAGGUUUCAAUACUCAAAUCUGGAGGAAAUUCAAUGUACAUUUCAUGUGUAGGAGUGGCAUAUCUGCAAUCUGUCUGUACAGGGGGUCAAACACUCAAUGUACUGAACUCUCACUAGGCAGUGCCCCGUCUGCACCUGUUCUCAAAUGAAUAAAAGACAAAACGCCUAGAAACAGAAUUCUCUUAUUUCCCACUUUGCUUUGAAAUUGUACCCUUCCCUUACUCUGUUUUAUUGUCUAUUUUACCUUCACGUUUUAUAUUGUAGAUGGGAAAUAACAGGUGAAACGUUGAGCACAUGCAAAGCUUUAGCAAGUCCAACUCUUGGUUCCUCAUGUCUCCUUGUUCAUCUGUGCUACGAAAUUAUUUUUUUAUUUUGCUGCUAUGUAGAUGUGGCUUUUAGUUAAGAUCUAUCUGUAUGAGCUACCUCAGGUACAGAUAGUGCAGACCCGUGCGAACAGGAACACUCUAGGGCCCUGAAGUGUAUAGCCUACUCUUUAGUGGCCCUUUGAAGUGUACACGCCACUGUGGUGAGAAGAAUAUUGCUUCUGUAUGCCAGGAGUUCCAAUAACGUCAAACUGUUUUACCACAGCAAUGUUUAUUAGUAGUCUGGAAACCAUGUGUUAUAUAUAAAGUUGUAUAAAACUGUUCGUGACAUAUAUGAAGGAAAAGCGCAGUUUGAUGAAGGCUUUCUUCUGUUCACUAACACUUUACUUGAAGUCUGUCAUAAGGCCUGCGUAACACUGACAUAACAGGUGUCAUAAGGAGUUAUUACAGCAUAUUGGUAGUGUACCGAAUGUAAGUGUUUAUAUUGGAAGACUGUGGAGCGUUAAGCAGACCAUAAAGCAGGAGCCACAGCAGUUGAACACCGUGUAAACUGGUUUCACCACUGUCUGAUACAUACAGAUACGAGAAUGAAUGGGAGGCAAUGUCAGGUCCUGUCAUUCAUAUGCAAUAAAGAUUGCCCUACCAAGGUC